Messenger RNA from Paramecium sonneborni, 355 nucleotides. The record is from the annotation of a GenBank genome assembly. NCBI's taxonomy places the organism in Eukaryota, Ciliophora, Oligohymenophorea, Peniculida, Parameciidae.
AAAAAUGUUAAAAACCUUUAGGUUUUGUACAGAAUUCACAACCACUCAAUUCCUAAAACUCAGCAAUCUUCAAUUAAGUGUAAAUAGAUUAUAAUAAUCAAUUUCAAGAUAUUGAAUGAUAAGAUUGAAAAUUUUGAGAAUGUGGAAACAUCAUUAUCAGAUGGUGUUCUUAAUGUGAAUUUACCUAAUGGAAAAUCCUUUGUUAUAAAUAGACAGACUCCCAAUAAAUAAUUAUGGUACUCAUCUCCUAUCAGUGGUCCUUAACGAUUCAAUUACAUCAAUGGCAAAUGGCUCAAUGCUAAAUAAGUUGAAAUUGAGAAUUAAUUGCUAAGUGAAAUUAAUUUAUUAAUAUGAA